Nylanderia fulva is the source of this 571-nucleotide messenger RNA. RefSeq names its product histone H3. Lineage: Eukaryota; Metazoa; Arthropoda; Insecta; Hymenoptera; Formicidae. The record is from RefSeq and is a predicted model, not a curated record. Gene Ontology annotation, molecular function: DNA binding; protein heterodimerization activity; structural constituent of chromatin. Gene Ontology annotation, cellular component: nucleosome.
UGUCGUUCUGGCCGUUUCGUAGUUUUCUGUUCGCACAAUGGCACGUACUAAGCAGACUGCUCGUAAAUCGACUGGAGGAAAGGCUCCACGAAAACAGUUGGCGACUAAGGCAGCGCGUAAAAGCGCCCCUGCUACUGGUGGCGUGAAAAAACCUCAUCGUUACAGGCCUGGUACUGUGGCUCUUCGUGAGAUUCGUCGCUACCAGAAGAGCACUGAACUCUUGAUCCGUAAAUUGCCGUUCCAGCGUCUCGUUCGUGAGAUUGCGCAGGACUUUAAGACCGAUCUGCGUUUCCAGAGUUCAGCUGUUAUGGCGUUGCAGGAGGCUAGCGAGGCAUACCUCGUUGGUCUUUUCGAAGACACUAAUCUGUGCGCUAUUCACGCCAAGCGAGUCACCAUUAUGCCUAAAGACAUCCAACUGGCGCGUCGUAUUCGUGGAGAGCGUGCUUGAAGAGUUUAUAAACCACCGGCCCUUUUUAGGGCCACCAAUCAGUUAGUCGAUGGACUUGUGUCUCAGUUUCGCUUUAACAUUUUUCAACAUGUGUUUAAUAAAUUUUUACUUAUUUCUACCUUA